GGGCGGGCCGGGGGCGGGGGGCCCAGCCAUAUGGAUGUGAUUUCUCCGCUCCGAGGCAGACAGGCCGCUCAGCAGCGCUCGGCGCCCGCCCGCCGCCCGCCCGGCCUCAGGCUGCCUCCCUCCCUCCGCCCUCCCUCUCUCCAUUGCGCCGGUUCGUUCUCUCGCUCGCCCUCGGCGAAUGGGCCCCGCGUCGGGCUCCGGGGCCUCCGGCCGCCCGGACGCCGGGGUCCCCUAGGCCGGGGCGUGGGCGGGGCGGCCCGGCCUGACGCAGCUCUGCACCCUCCAACCAUCACCAGGGCCGGCGGCGGCUGCCCCGAGGGACGCGGCCCUAGGCGGUGGCGAUGGGGACCGCCCGGAUCGCACCCAGCCUGGCGCUCCUUCUCUGCUGCCCAGUGCUCAGCUCCGCAUAUGCGCUGGUUCCAGAUGCCUGAAGUUUCCCCACUUCUGAAGACUUGGCUUGGGGUCCUGGGUCUGGAAACCUGUGGUUGGAGUUCCCCUACACCAUGCUUCUGUGAGCAUAUGGCUCUGGUCGUGGACGCAGACGAUGUCUUUACCAAAGAGGAACAGAUUUUCCUGCUGCACCGUGCCCAGGCGCAAUGUGACAAGCUGCUCAAGGAAGUUCUGCACACAGCAGCACAGCCGAUGGCUAGAACCACCCCCAUUUCUCCAGCCAACAUAAUGGAGUCAGACAAAGGGUGGACGCCAGCAUCUACGUCAGGGAAGCCCAGGAAAGAGAAGGCACCGGGAAAGUUCUACCCCGAGUCUAAAGAGAACAAGGAUGUGCCCACCGGCAGCAGGCGCCGAGGGCGUCCCUGUCUGCCAGAGUGGGACAACAUCGUUUGCUGGCCAUUGGGGGCACCAGGUGAAGUGGUGGCAGUACCUUGUCCCGAUUACAUUUAUGACUUCAACCACAAAGGCCAUGCCUACAGACGCUGCGACCGCAAUGGCAGCUGGGAGGUGGUUCCAGGGCACAACCGGACGUGGGCCAACUACAGCGAGUGCCUCAAGUUCAUGACCAAUGAGACUCGGGAACGGGAGGUAUUUGACCGCCUGGGCAUGAUCUACACCGUGGGAUAUUCCAUGUCUCUUGCCUCCCUCACCGUGGCUGUGCUCAUCCUAGCCUAUUUUAGGCGGCUGCACUGCACGCGCAACUACAUCCACAUGCACAUGUUCCUGUCGUUUAUGCUGCGCGCCGCGAGCAUCUUCGUGAAGGACGCUGUGCUCUACUCUGGCUUCACGCUGGAUGAGGCCGAGCGCCUCACGGAGGAAGAGUUGCAUAUCAUCGCGCAGGUGCCGCCUCCGCCCGCCGCUGCCGCCGUUGGCUACGCUGGCUGCCGUGUGGCCGUGACCUUCUUCCUCUACUUCCUGGCUACCAACUACUACUGGAUUCUGGUGGAGGGACUGUACUUACACAGCCUCAUCUUCAUGGCCUUUUUCUCAGAGAAGAAGUAUCUGUGGGGCUUCACCAUCUUUGGCUGGGGUCUGCCGGCUGUCUUCGUGGCUGUGUGGGUCGGUGUCAGAGCAACCUUGGCCAACACUGGGUGCUGGGACCUGAGCUCUGGGCACAAGAAGUGGAUCAUCCAGGUGCCCAUCCUGGCAUCUGUUGUGCUCAACUUCAUCCUCUUUAUCAACAUCAUCCGGGUGCUUGCCACUAAGCUUCGGGAGACCAAUGCGGGCCGGUGUGACACCAGGCAGCAGUACCGGAAGCUGCUCAGGUCCACGUUGGUGCUUGUGCCACUCUUCGGUGUCCACUACACCGUCUUCAUGGCCUUGCCGUACACCGAGGUCUCAGGGACACUGUGGCAGAUCCAGAUGCACUAUGAGAUGCUCUUCAACUCCUUCCAGGGAUUUUUUGUUGCCAUCAUAUACUGUUUCUGCAAUGGUGAGGUGCAGGCAGAGAUUAGGAAGUCUUGGAGCCGCUGGACACUGGCAUUGGACUUCAAGCGUAAAGCACGAAGUGGGAGUAGCAGCUACAGCUAUGGCCCAAUGGUGUCACACACGAGUGUGACCAAUGUGGGCCCCCGUGCAGGACUCAGCCUUCCCCUUAGCCCCCGCCUGCUUCCUGCCACCACCAAUGGCCACUCCCAGCUGCCUGGCCACGCCAAGCCGGGCGCUCCAGCCAUUGAGAACGAAACCAUACCAGUUACUAUGACAGUUCCCAAGGACGACGGCUUCCUUAAUGGCUCCUGCUCGGGUCUGGAUGAGGAGGCCUCUGGGUCUGCGCGGCCACCUCCAUUGUUGCAGGAAGAAUGGGAAACAGUCAUGUGACUGGGCAUCAAGGGGCUGGACUGCUGGCAUGGGCAGAUGGACAGAUGGACCAAGAAGCCAGAGUUUGGCUGGCUGUCUAUUCAGGACUGGACCAGGAAGACAAAAGGAAAAGAGAAAAAAAAAAAAAAAAAGAAGGGAGCUGUGUGUGGCUUCCUGUGUUGUGCUCAAGGAUGCCUGGGUCUCGAAACCA
Molecule: messenger RNA, 2458 nt
Organism: Mus musculus (house mouse)
Lineage: Eukaryota; Metazoa; Chordata; Mammalia; Rodentia; Muridae
Gene: Pth1r
Product: parathyroid hormone 1 receptor
Exons: 15
Coding region: 31-2268 (745 amino acids)
Biological process (GO): G protein-coupled receptor signaling pathway; bone resorption; adenylate cyclase-activating G protein-coupled receptor signaling pathway
Cellular component (GO): plasma membrane; membrane
Molecular function (GO): G protein-coupled receptor activity; peptide hormone binding; protein homodimerization activity
Source: RefSeq, a predicted model, not a curated record